Molecule: messenger RNA, 352 nt
Organism: Ostrinia furnacalis (Asian corn borer)
Lineage: Eukaryota; Metazoa; Arthropoda; Insecta; Lepidoptera; Crambidae
Exons: 2
Source: RefSeq, a predicted model, not a curated record
UUGAUUUGCUUUAGAUUUACAGAUGAAGUUUCGGUAUUGUUCGGGCCCAUUUUAGCCUGUAAUUAUUUGUUUCAUCUGGUUUGCUGUAGUUUGUUACUACUGGAAUGUGGAUAUAGUGCAAUGUUACGUUAUGGGCCUAUGACUGUACUCAUAUACGGUCAACUGAUUCAAAUGUCAGUUAUUUUUGAGUUGUUGGGUUCAGAGGUUAGUAAGAUAUUUAAAAAAAUACAAUUUCCCCAACGUUGGUGUCAAUAAUACCUAUCUACUAGAUCCACACGUUGGAUGAGUGGCGUAGGAACGUAGGCGCCGGCACAAAAGAAUAUAAUUACUCGUAUACGUAUUAACCCAUUAC